Messenger RNA from Salvia miltiorrhiza (redroot sage), 1365 nucleotides. Its product is annotated as OVARIAN TUMOR DOMAIN-containing deubiquitinating enzyme 5-like. The coding region runs from base 211 to 1194 and encodes 327 amino acids. The record is from RefSeq and is a predicted model, not a curated record. Gene Ontology annotation, biological process: protein deubiquitination. Gene Ontology annotation, molecular function: cysteine-type deubiquitinase activity. The transcript has 3 exons. Lineage: Eukaryota; Viridiplantae; Streptophyta; Magnoliopsida; Lamiales; Lamiaceae.
AAAUAAGGAAAAAAGAAUCAAAAUUAAAUGAAAGAAAAAGGAAAUCAAAUGCAAUUCACACAAGUAUUCGUUCCUCAACCCUAAAAUCCCAAAUUGAAAGAGAACAAAAACCCUUUCUUACCCCGCAUCCCGCCGACGAUUCCUCGCGCCCCGCCGCUGCCGCUGCCGCCUCUAUCCGUCCUCUUUUAACUGCAGUUACGGGCUGAUAAAAUGGCGGAUGAACCUCAAGUUAUGGACAAAUCUUCUGAGGAGGUCUCAGAAACUGUAUCUCAGAAGAAGCAAGAAACACUUGAAGAGAUGCUUUCGAGACACAGGAAAGAGACUAAUGAUCUGCAGAACAAGGAAGUUGCAAUGAAGAAAGCCGCUGCUAAAGGUAGCAAGGCUGAACAGAAAACUAAGAAGAAACAAGUUGAUGAAGAGAUAUCUAGACUGUCAACGAAGCUUAAAGAAAGACAGGCUGAGGAACUAGCGUCUUUAGGCUUUAAUAGUAGUAACGGGAGUCAAAAAGGAAAGCUUGAUGACCUGGUGGUGAAGGCUAUUGCCGGGGUUUCAGUCUCAAAUCAAGCUGAGCAGCCAAAACUCAGUAAGAGUGCCAAAAAGCAUAAGAAAAGAGCUGAACAGGAAGCAGCCAGGGAGCAAAGAAUACAAGAAGAGCAGAACCAGAUUGUAAGUGAUCGAAUGGUUGAAGAUGAGAAGUUAGAAAAAAAGCUCGAGCCUCUUGGAUUUACCAUCAAUGAAAUAAAGCCUGAUGGCCAUUGUCUUUACCGAGCUGUUGAGAAUCAGUUGGCCCUCCAAUCUGGAGGCUCUUCUCCUUAUAAUUAUCAAGAGCUUCGGCAAAUGGUGGCUGCUUAUAUGCGGGAACACACAACAGAUUUUCUACCAUUUUUUCUGUCCGAGAAUAUGGCAGAUGGAGAAUCGGAAGAAUCCCUUACAGAAAGAUUUGAGAAUUACUGUAAGGAAAUAGAAUCGACAGCGGCCUGGGGAGGACAAUUGGAACUUGGUGCUCUGACCCACUGUCUGAAGAAACAUAUCAUGAUAUUUUCUGGAUCAUUUCCUGAUGUAGAGAUGGGAAAGGAAUACAAAUCUGGCAACGUGACUGGCUCAUCUAGUUCAAGUGUUAUGCUAUCCUAUCACAGGCAUGCUUUUGGGCUCGGUGAGCAUUACAAUUCUGUCGUUUCCAUCUCAGGUCAAUAGUCAUUUUGUAUUGAAGAGUUCCCCUUGGGAUGAUUUAAUAUUUUCACACGAUGCCUGUGCAAUAUAUUUUUGUCGGAGACUGGAUAGAAACUAGAUUUGUGUUUUGUUUAACACAUUGAGAAAGAGGAUACUUGUCUGGUCUUUCCAUUUAAUGAAUGAGUUAUUGUUAGA